GGAGGAGGACUGGGGGGGGGUCAGAGACUUUGUAGAGUUUAAGGCGUCAGGGAAAAAGGGAGAUCCUGGCAAUGAGUCAGUAAAGCCCAUGAGAAGUGAACAAACGUAACAAUCUUCGCACAUUUAAGCGAGUCGGUAAAUUGCCUGUAUCAUCCAUACAAGUGGCUUGCAGAAAUCAUCAUGCAAGGAGGUCUUGCCAAAGCAGGAGGAGGACUGAUGAUGGCCACCAUCCAACAAUUGGUGUUGGAUUGCUAAACAUUUCAAUGGGAUUGAUGCUACAGGCAACAACGUGACGAAAUAAAAGUUGCAGCAGGUAAACAGGGGGAGGGAGAAGACAACAGAGGGAGGAGAGGAAGAGAUUGAGGAGGAGAGCAACCCACAGGGGCACAUAAGUGUCAAUGACAUCUGCACAGGGUUGGUGCCUGAAGGUUGAGAUCUGAAGUUCUGGUUGGUGUUUGAGGACCUGGAGGUCUACAUGGACUGUGCUCUUUUAUUGAAUGACUGAUGGACACUGUACAGUCUACAUUGACAUCUGCACAAGUUUAGUGCCUGGAGGUUGAGGUCUGGAGAUCUGGUUGGAGGUGGAAGGCUGAAGAUCUGGUUGGAGGUUGAGAUUUACAGAGCCGGUUGGAAGUUUAGGACCUGGAGGUCUACAUGCACUGUACCAUCUACACGGACAUCUACAGAGGUUAAGUGCCUGGAGGUCUAGAUGCACUGAGAUCUCUCAUUGAAUGACUUAUGGACACUGUACCAUCUACAUGGACAUCUGCAGAGGUUAAGUGCCUGGAGGUUGAGAUCUGAAAAUCUAGUUGGAAGUUGAGAUCCAGAGAUCUGAUUGGAGGUUGAGAUCCACAGAUCUUUUUUUUAAAUCCAACAAAAGUUUUAUUUAGUUUGCAGAGGUACAAGGCAUACAAAAUCCCCUCGACAUAUCGGGGACACAAACAAAAUAGAGAGAUCCACAGAUCUGGUUGGAGGUUGAGAUCCACAGAUCUGGUUGGAGGUUGAGAUCCUUGAAUUUGGUUGGAGGGUUAAGAACCUGGAAGUCUACAUGGAUUAGGAUCUUCCAUUGACUGACCGAUGGACACCGUACAGUACCACCACCAAGCAGGAAGGAUGGAGGCCGCGUCGCCUUUGGACCUCAGCCUCCGAAAAAGUGUUUUGGAGGAGAUGUCCCGAAAUCCCACCGGAUUAUGGGCAAAGGGUGCUGUGCAGGUGGCUAAGACCCUGAAGGAGGUCAAAAUGGAGCAUACAAAGUCACCAGCAGGGGGACACGGUGGGUUGCUGGAGGAAACAGGACUACACAAAGACCAAGCCUGUUUGCCCCUGCGGAAACGUAGGUUCCCCCAGUCACCAAAGGAGGAGAAGCCCUUAGUGAAGCGGAUUGAUGAUGGCGAAUGGACAAGGCAGUACUACAGUUCCUAUGUGACGAUGCCGGUAGUGCCGACGCCAGGUUAUUACCAAGGGAGUCCGCCUGCAUAUGUCUCUUCCACGAUAUACUCUGCUCCUGCCAUUAUGACCCCACGACCCCUGAGACUAGUGCCAGCAACGCUUAAUACUGAAAUAGAUCUCCAUGCUGACAUCAUCGCAGCUACCCGGGCGGAUGAGGAUGGGGACACAGCGCUGCACAUUGCUGUGGUCCAUGAGAACAUUUUAGCUGUUCAGAGGGUGAUUGCACUGCUAAACCAUGGGAGAAUAAACCUGGAUAUACUCAAUAACCUCAGGCAGACGCCCCUCCAUCUUGCGGUGAUCACAAAUCAGCCAGACCUUGUUGGCCUCCUACUAGAACAUGGAUCCUCUCCCAGCAUUCAAGACCGUAACGGACAGACUUGUGUUCAUUUAGCGUGUGAAUAUGGAAGUAUUGCCUGCCUAGAGGUUCUGAUGAGAGCUGACACCAAAGACUUGGAGGCCACCAAUUAUGAGGGUAUGACCGCAUUGCACAUAGCUGUCAGUACAGAACGCAGGGGCUUAACGCUUUGUUUGCUGAAGCACGGAGCUGAUGUGAACGCAGUGGAUAUAAAGAGUGGACAAAGUCCAUUGAUCCAAGCGGUGGAAAGUAACCAAGAGGACAUGGUGUCCCUACUUAUUCAAAAUGGCGCAAAGGUCAACCAGCUGACAUAUGCUGGGAAUACUGCAUUGCAUGUGGCGAGUGGACGAGGCCUUGCUGAAAUCACACGGUUACUUCUAAAGAGUGGCGCAGACGGCAGCAUAAAAAACUGCCACAAUGACACAGCCUUGACGGUGGCAAGGGACAAAAAGAUUGCAAAUAUCCUCCGAGGAAAGUCCUCUUCUCCACGAGCUCAAAACGAGAGGUUCAAGGGAGAAGGUCGAGAGCAUACUAUCACUCCACCGCAACACAGAGUUAUAACACCGAGUCCCACUUCCAUCAGUCCACCUCCGUAAAGAGAUAUGGAUCCGUUUCCUCUCCCUACCUCAGACUCAAUACUGUGACCUGUACAUAAGAAGGCAGUUCAUCCAAAGAAGAUGAAGACUGCCCACUAGGAUAAGUGGUUUCUGGUCCUCAAUGAAUGACCCUACUGGCCUGGAGAAUGAGGCAAUGGGCGAAAUAAAGGAUGUUGAAAAAACAUCAAUGUUUCAGGGCGCAAAAACAAACUGAGAAUUCCAAUACAUUCACUUCCACCUCAAUGUUCUCUGCAAACUGCCCAUCAACAUAGACGCCCACACAAAACCCCCCAUGACAAUUUUUUUCAGCUGAAAGUGGAGAUGAGUGAAUUAAUUAAUGGACUACUGGUUUACAGUAGAUCAAUGAACAUAAACUUGUACACUCCCAUUCAUAGUCGAAAUACUGUAUGUAAUUUAAUACCCAAGUAUCGGUGUUGGCAGUUAACAUUGUAUUAGCACUAGAAUGCUUACUAAAGACCAAGGGCCAGAUCCACAAAAACGGGCGUCUAUUUAGGCAGGCGUAGCACAUCUCAUAUGCGCUA
Messenger RNA from Rana temporaria (common frog), 2942 nucleotides. RefSeq names its product BCL3 transcription coactivator (gene BCL3). The transcript has 8 exons. The record is from RefSeq and is a predicted model, not a curated record. Lineage: Eukaryota; Metazoa; Chordata; Amphibia; Anura; Ranidae. Gene Ontology annotation, molecular function: protein binding. The coding region runs from base 1078 to 2400 and encodes 440 amino acids.